AUGGACAACAGAACAGAUACUGGACACAUGUUACAACUGGAGGGUGUUGACCUUGCACCUCGGUUUGUUUACCCAGUGUUUUUCAUUCUUCUUUUCACCUAUCUAAUCCUCAUGUUCACUAACACAGGACUCAUGGUUCUCAUCGCCAUGGAAAGGAGCCUACAGCAGCCCAUGUACCUGUUGUUCUGUAACCUGUCUUUCAAUGAUAUUAUGGGGAACACUAGUAUUCUACCUAGAAUAAUGGCAGAUCUUCUCUCAUCUGAGAGAUAUAUUAGUUACGUUGAGUGUGUCACUCAGGCAUUCUGUACCCACAUAUUCUCUACAGCGGCUCACACAAUUCUAAUGAUCAUGGCUUUUGACAGAUAUGUGGCCAUAUGUAACCCUCUGAGAUACUCCUCAAUCAUGACCACCAGCAUGGUGGUGAAGUUGUCAGCAGGUGCUUGGGGCUCAGCAUUGUUUAUGGUGGCAGUCUUGCUUGGACUCACCAUUCGAUUGACCAGAUGCCGGUCAUUUGUCAUGGGCAUGUACUGUAACAACGUAGCUCUGUUCAAACUUUCAUGCGAAGAUGUGACUAUCAGCAACAUCUAUGGACUUGCUUUCACUGCAAUGACAAUUGUUUCUUCAGCUGGAACUAUAGCAAUCACCUAUUUAAAAAUAUUCAGUGUUUGUUUCACCAAGAAAAGCAAAGACCUGAACAGUAAAGCAAUACAAACUUGUUCCACUCACUUAGUACUCUACAUGAUCAUGCUGUGCUCUGGCUUGCUGAUAGUCAUAUUUCAGCGUAUCCAGGUCUCCUCGGACUAUCGAAAGUUGAUGUCCAUUUUGUUUCAUGUUGUCCCAGCGAAUCUGAACCCUAUUGUUUAUGCACUGCAAACAAAGGAACUGAAAAGCAAGGUAAAAAAAAUACUGAACUCAAAAAUAUCAAAUAAGGCCUAA
Molecule: messenger RNA, 936 nt
Organism: Scleropages formosus (Asian bonytongue)
Lineage: Eukaryota; Metazoa; Chordata; Actinopteri; Osteoglossiformes; Osteoglossidae
Product: olfactory receptor-like protein COR2
Exons: 1
Coding region: 1-936 (311 amino acids)
Biological process (GO): G protein-coupled receptor signaling pathway; detection of chemical stimulus involved in sensory perception of smell
Cellular component (GO): membrane
Molecular function (GO): G protein-coupled receptor activity; olfactory receptor activity; odorant binding
Source: RefSeq, a predicted model, not a curated record